This is a messenger RNA of Paramuricea clavata, 1712 nucleotides long. Lineage: Eukaryota; Metazoa; Cnidaria; Anthozoa; Malacalcyonacea; Plexauridae. The record is from the annotation of a GenBank genome assembly.
AUGGCGACGGCGCGAAGGUACGUCUUUCAUAUUUGACAUUGAUUAUAUUGCUGUUUUCUCCUUUUCAGAUAAAAAGUAUUUAAUAAUGUAUAUUUGCUCUGGUUUUAGGAGAAGCUUUAGAGAUGUUGUAACAGUGAUGUCGUACGAUGAUAGUAGCGAUUCUUCAAACAGCAGUAGUGAUGAAGAAGACCUCGAUUUGCUAUUUGUUGACGUAGCGUUUGGGGAAGGCCGUGUGCUCGAUAGCAGGCCAAACAUUUUGGAUUUUACAGAAAUAGAGUGCGAAGAAAUGUUUAGGUACAGUAGUUUCCUCUUCUAUUCUAUUCUAUUUCCCAGCAUAGAAAUUAAUACCCUAAUCCCUCUCCUAGUCUCCUCCCUAUAUCUUUUCAACACAUUGUUUGUAAUAUUGAUAAUAAUAAUUUAUAUUUAAUAUAUGUAUAUAUAUAUAUAUUUGAUAUGUACACUAUGGCUUUUAUAGUUUCACCCUUCGUCAGUAUGUUCAUGCAUGUAAUCUUUUCAUUUAUUAUUUUCACUUACCAGGUUUGAAAAAGGUGAUAUGCCUCGUCUUCUUGAGGCAUUACAAAUUCCAGCUGUCUAUACUGGUUAUCAGGGCUCUGUUUUUAACGGCAUGGAAGGACUUAUGGUUAUGCUGCGUCGGUUAACAUAUCCCAAUAGAUGGUGUGAUUUGGUGAAAAUUUUUGGCAGAUCCGAGGCUGAGCUUAGCAUACUUUUUAAUAUGGUAACUUAUUAAAAUUUACAUGCUUAGUAAAAGUAUCUAAAGGAUAUAAGACCCUAUGCAUUUAGUGUAAAAUUAAAUAUAAUAAUUGUGACAUUAAUUGUUGGCAUGAAAUCAAACAAAUUGAUGUUAUUACUCUUGUAGGUAAUUAAUGACAUAUAUACUCGCUUUAACCAUUUGCUCACUUCUUUGGAUUUGGCAUGGCUGGAUCCUGCCAUCUUUGCUGAUGCAGUACACUGCAAAGGAGCACCGCUGAACCAGUGCUGGGGAUUUAUAGAUGGAACUACCCGACGUAUUGCCAGGCCUGUUCGAAACCAGAAUGUUAUGUACAGUGGUCACAAAAGAAUCCACUGCAUUAAAUUUCAGGUACGGAAUGUAAAAAGUAACAUAUAGAUAUAAAUAUAUCUCUAGAUUUAAAUAUUUCACAAGACCAUUGGCAGAGGGCAUCUCUUGGAACUGGAACUAAUAUCAAUAAAGCCAAAUCUUAUACUCAUUUGUUUUCCAUUUCUAGUCUGUACUUGCUCCUAAUGGUUUGAUCGCCCACCUGUUUGGGCCCAUAGAAGGCAGAAGACAUGACGCUUUCAUGCUAGGAGUCAGUGGCCUACUACCGCUACUUGAAAGGAUUAUCAAACCUAACGGUGAACCAUAUGUUGUCUAUGGCGACCCAGCUUAUGGAAUAUCACGCCAUAUUAUAUCCCCAUUUAAAGGAGCACAUUUAACUGAACCACAACAACAAUUUAAUCGUGAUAUGAGUGAAGUUCGUGUAUGUGUCGAAUGGGGAUUUGGUAAAAUCGCACAAUAUUUUGCAUAUUUGGACUUCCAGAAGAACUUGAAAGUUCUCCUCCAACCAGUUGCUAAAUACUAUGCAGUGGGAGCCCUGUUGAUCAACUGCCAUACAUGUCUUUAUGGCUCUGUAGCCAGUUCAUUUUUUAACCUGGAUCCUCCAUUACUUGAAGAUUACUUGACCAAUAGGAACUAG